UCUCCCUCCGGCAAGCCGAGGCGACGCCCGGCUGUGUCCCUGUCGCGGAAGCUGGCCUGUCCGCUAUGGUCGCGGGGAGCGCGCCGGGAUGGGCCGUGGGGGCCCUCGGAGUGGUCUGCCUGUUGCUCCGGUUGGAUUUCAUUAGCUGUGAUUCCCAAGUAAUAUAUGGAGCUGUGAACAAGAGUGUAACUUUAUACGCAUCAAGUUUUAAACCCUUUAAGGAGAUUGUGUGGAAAAGAGGAAAGGAUAAAGUUGUAGAAUGGGAUGACCAAUCUUCAGUCAGAGCUUUUCUAUCUUUUAAAGGUAGAGUUCACUUAGACACUGUGUCGGGUAACCUCACAAUCAAAAACUUAACACGAUCAGACGAAGAUGAGUACGGAAUUGAAUCCCCAAGUGUUAGAAAUAACAGCAAGUUCACCCUCAAAGUCAUCGAGCCUCUUCCAUCACCAGCACUGUCUUGCUCAUUGACUGAUGGGAACAUUACACUCCAGUGCAUGAUCCUGGAAGCUUACGACACCCAUCUAGAACUCAUACAGUACUCCUGGGACUGUCCCUCAACAAUACAGUGUCAGAGUGGCUCAAAACCAUCUGAAGCGUAUGUUACGAAGGAAGGUGAUCUUUCACAGGAAAUUCAGUGUAUCGUUAGCAAUCCAUUAUUCAGAAGGACAACAUCAAUCAUUUUGUCAACCUGUGUCCCAAGUGGUUUUCUGGGAUGGGGAGGCCCAUAGCAGAUAAACAUGGAGAACUAGCACCUGUUGUUUGGUAAUAGAAGAUGAAGUCAAACGCAUGCUAAUUAACGUUAUUUCAGUCACUUCGAGAAGGCAUCUGAUUUACCAUUUGAGUAUUACCUCAUCCUUGAGGAAACUUUGGAAGUCUAACCUGAAUGGACCCUUUAUAAGAAGCAAUGUUUCAGGACUUCCCUGGUGGCACACUGGUUAAUAAUCCACCUGCCAAUGCAGGGCACAUGGGUUCAAUCCCUGUUUCGCGAAGAUCCCACAUGCCGCAGAGCAGCUAAGCCUGUGCGCCACAGCUACUGAGCCGGCGCUCUAGAGCCUACGAGCCACAACUACUGAGCCUGCGUGCCACAACUACUGAAGCCUGCACGCCUGGAGUCCGUGCUCUGCAACAAGAGAAGCCACCGCAAUGAGAAGCCUGCGCAUUGCAACGGAGAGUAGUCCCCACUCACCACAACUAGAGAAAGCCCGUGCACAGCAAUGAAGACCCAACACAGCCAAAAAUAAAACAAAUAAAUAAAUAAAUUUAUAACAACAAAAAAUAAUGUUUCAUGGAAGAAACAAGGACUGACAAACAACAGGCAUUAGUUUCUACUCUGUCACCAACACUGAGUAUCACUAGUUACUAUCUUGUCCCAUAAUUGUUUCUUAUAAAUUGUAUUUUUGGAGAAAUGUAAAUCUUUGUAAAUAAUGUAAGUAUGUAUAUAUAUAUAUGUGACUAAGUGGCUCUUUUUUUCUUGUUAGGGUUGUAAAACAAAAUAGUCACAUGACUCGGGAGGUGAAGGUUUUUUACUAAAAUCUAUAAUCCACUCUUUGUUUUAGAGGAAAAACAGUUCAUUGCAGGAUCAGUAGCACAGUAGUUUAUCAUGUUAGCUGUCACAUUGGGAGGUGAACAGCAGAGAACUCUUAAACCAGCUAUACUCCAAUAAAAAUUAAUUUAAAAAAAGAAAAUUAAAAUUUUAAUUGUAUAUUUAGAGAAUUUGUUUCAGAAGCGUAAGUAUCAUUCAUUAAAAAGUACAUUUCUGUAGUACAAUGUGCAUUAUUUGUAAAUUAUGAGACUAUAAAUAACAAUUUCAUGUUCUUCCCAAAUG
Messenger RNA from Mesoplodon densirostris (Blainville's beaked whale), 1825 nucleotides. It is a transcript of the gene CD58, whose product is annotated as CD58 molecule. Gene Ontology annotation, cellular component: cell surface. The transcript has 5 exons. Gene Ontology annotation, molecular function: signaling receptor binding. Lineage: Eukaryota; Metazoa; Chordata; Mammalia; Artiodactyla; Ziphiidae. Bases 66 to 728 code for a protein of 220 amino acids. The record is from RefSeq and is a predicted model, not a curated record.